This is a messenger RNA of Anopheles coluzzii, 2152 nucleotides long. RefSeq lists its product as uncharacterized. The transcript has 6 exons. Lineage: Eukaryota; Metazoa; Arthropoda; Insecta; Diptera; Culicidae. The coding region runs from base 535 to 1344 and encodes 269 amino acids. The record is from RefSeq and is a predicted model, not a curated record.
CAAACUCUGUCCCACAGUGCGGAGUUCUUGAGAAGUGUCCAGAAAUUCAGGAACAGAUCCUCGCGAUCUAGCCGUGAUAUUAACUGUGUCUUUUCGGCUCUGUUCUCCGAUAUCCGUGCGAGAACCUCUACGUGUGAAGUAGUGUGCGAUCUGCGAUCGUGAUCUUCGGGAAGAUCUUCGUUAUGAUCCUGCCGUAACAGUUUGCAGUUUUUUAGCGAAGAAUAUUUGCGCGAGCUGCUCGCAACAAGUGGUGUUAUGAUGUGUCCCCCGUCCCGCGUGCUUGUGUUUGUGUGUGAAAAUAGUGAAAAUUAGGCAAGGAAAAGAACGAGAAUUUGACAGCGGUGCGGAUUAACGCGAACUGUGCGGAAUUGCGGUGCGUCGUCGUCCUGUUGUGUGUGACGUUUACGACAGCUGCUGCGGCGGGGCAUUAUUAGACCAGUCGUCAUCUGUACGGUGUGGGUCAGUCGUCUGUAAAACGAAAAGAAACCCCCACACCCCCUGAUUCUAGAUCCCAUUGACACGUUGACAUCGAGAAUGGAUAAGCGGCGGGGACUUAUUUUUAACACCGGAUUAAUACUCCUUUUCCUACUGCAAGCUGUCACCUGCCUUGAGAUCACCAACCUGCGAGUACCGUCCUCGUACAGCAUAUCGCGCGAUGAGGGCGACCACAAACCGCUGAUCCUCGGCUGCGACUACGACAUCGACGAGAGCGAGUCGAAGGGGUUCGUGCUGAAAUGGAAGCACAACGAGCUGCAGAUCUACCAGUGGAUACCGUCGCGGAAUCCGGUCGUGUUUAGCGCCUUCAAGGGACACAUCGAUCUCGGCUACUCCGAGUCGGACGAUCGGCUCCACAAGCACAGUGCCUUAAAGUUUAUCAACCCGAUAGCCAACUACACCGGCAACUACACGUGCCAGGUGCAGACGUACCAGAGCGUGCAGUCGCGGACGGCCCACCUGCAGAUUAUCGUGCCCGAGACGGACUUCUCGCUCGGCUUCCAGCGGGAAACGAACGGCAGCACGGUGGUGUUCUGCAAUGUGGGUGAAAUUUUCCCCCGACCGGAAGUUUCGCUGCUCAUCGAUAACGAGAAGGUGCCCGACGCGGUGGAAACGGAACAGGUGCAGGAGUACACCAACUACUACAACAUGACGGUACAGUACAUCCUGCCCGACCAGAACAAGGACAUGGAGCUGGAGUGUGAGGUGACGAUACCGGGGACCGACUACAAGCUGCGCACCAGCAUGCCCUAUCUGGGUGCCGCCUUCCGGGCGAAUGCUGCCACGUUGCAGGUCUUCCUCUGUACCUUCCUGACAGUCACACUGGCCCGCAUGCUGACCCUGUUCUAGGGACCGCGUUUACAUAAGUCGCUUCGAGACUGAAGCUGCUCCACAGAAAAUGCCUUUUCGCAGCGAUCGCAGGUGGUUGUCGGUCGUUAGCGCCCGGUCGGCGCGCAUAAAGUCUUCUUCCCCAUUCUCGACUUCCCUCUGCCCUACAGUCUUCCCCAGCUCCUCCUCGCCCCCUGUGUCACACAGGAUUCAAAGUGCAAUUAAUUGUUUGUUCAUUACGCUUCCCCAUCUAUUCCCCGACUCCAAAGCGCCCCCGCGCCGAGAGGGAUGUGGAGAGGGACCUGUUGUAAAUAAUUGUUUGUUUUCUGCUGCUUUUUGUUGUUGUGAUCGCUGUUUUCUUGUGUACACCACCGAUAGAGAGCCUCUUAAAAGCAAGCGGUUUGAGUUUCGUCAAACGAAACACGUUGUGCCUUGGAAAGCCGCAAAACAACCUCCCUCGAACAGGCGAUAUAGGAAAUAAAUUGAAAAUAUAUUUUUAAAUGUUUAAAUUAUUAACACCCUGUGCCUCAUCCUCGCUCCUCCCCCCCCCCCCCCCCCCCCGCCUUACCAUCUUCCCGAGGAGGAUUUAAUAUGUUUAAUAAUACAGAAACAAUUUACGCUUCGUGUGAUGAGGAGGUUAUCAUCACCCUUGUUGGUGUGCGUGUGCGUGUGUGUGUGCACUCUCGUUCGUGUCAGUGAUUAAUUUAAAUGUGUUUCCCCGUAGUCAAAGAGAGUCUGUACGUGAAGCGGAUGAUCGCAAGGAUAACUUUAUGUUGUAUAACACACGCGUGUUGCCGAAAUAAAGAAUGAUAAUAUUGAAAAAAGCAAA